CGAUUUACGAGUGAACUUAUUUGGAUAUUUACGGAGCUUAAUCAUUCCUUGGCUAUUGUGACUCAUUCCUCUGCCUCCCUCGAUCCUCGCAUUCCCUCACUCCCUCCCUCAACGCACCCUGCAUGUCUCCACGCCGCCACCGCCCCAGACAGUACGACGGCAAGUACGUAUAUCGGCGACGGAAGGUUCAGGACCGCGUGAGGGAGAACAGCGUGGUGAAAACCUUCGGGCCGCUCAACAGAUCCUUCAGCAUUGACUUGCCCAGGAUCGUGGUGCAUCCCGGGGACACAGACGCCCCGGGGGAGGAACUCUACGUCCUACGACAAACUAAAUCAUCACAGGAUCUGAGCGACGACAAGAGCAGCAUCAACGAGGACACGACCAGCGGAAGUGAGGAGCAGCAGGAGAGCAAUGCAGCGGCCAGGAGUCGGUGGAAAAGCGACAACAUCAGAAACCGCCUCUUAAAAUCCGUGGCGAGGCGAGAAGGGGAUAAAGUGACUCUCCUCGUGCCUCUCAUGCCAGUCUACGGACGCAACGCAGGCGACGCGAUAAGGUCCUGGAUACGCACCAACACACAAGAGUCCCGCUGGAGCACCUCUGCAAUGGCGCACAGAUACCUAGCCAGCCCCGUCAGAUCCGUGGGCACGCAGACUGACCCGAUCAUCACCAUCACCGCCUCGUCCUCCUCCUCCACUCCCUGCAGGCGAGUUGGCGGUGACGGUGAUGACGCCUCCUCCUCCCAUCACUAUUCUCCAUCUGGUUGGGACAGAUUAGUGGACAUGGAGAAUAUUGGGACACGGCUACGGGCGUCCACCCCACACAAGUCGCAGGACCUGGCGAGCGAGGGGGCGUCCGCAGAGUGCUCGGUGGAGGUGCGGGGCGGCGGGCAGGCAGUGGGAGUAGGUGGGCAGCAGGUGGGCAGUGCACGCCGCAUGCCUGACCCCGUGGAGGUGAGCAGCGUGACCUACCUGUCCGUGCCGGAAACUCCCGUGUCCCGAAGGCCCUCCACUGCUGACCUGGUGAUUGAGAAGUUGCAGGUGGAGAAGGUGGAGGGCGGUGGACUCAGCAUCCAGGGAGUGUCCUUGGCCUCCAACUGUCAUGUGACCUUGUGUGUGUUCGGCGUGUUCUUCAUGCUGGCUGGCGUUGUGCUCUCCUACAUCAGCUACAGCGUUACUCUUGGGGCAGACGAGGAGGGAUCUGAAGGGAAGGAGAAGGGCCCUGAGGAGCAUCUGGCUAGCGUGUCCCAGAUGAGGAUGAUCGGGCCGGCCUUCCUGGUGGUGGGGUUCCUCAUGGUGGGUCUCGGGAUAACACUCUUCGUCCUGGCCAGAAAGAUCAGUCGAGACGAGAAGGCCAAGCAGCUGGUGAUCUCAGAGCAACAACUGUGUGAGCUUGAGAGCAGCUUCAGUUACUCAGCCGCGUCUCCAAUGCACACUGCCUACCCGGCACCUAAUCAGCCCUACCCGAUCCUGGCGGUGCGGCGCAAUUCCUGGUGGGUAGAUUCCAUGCCAAAGGACGCCGCCACAUCAGCAGAGGCACAGGACAGCGCCGUGCAGUGUCCCUCGCCCAUAGAGGAGAGUGUGGGCGGCACACCUACGCGCAUUCUCACCCCAGUGCCCCUUGAGCUCCUGCCUGACCUCUCUGAUCCCAUUGCGGACAUCGCCUGCUUCCCCCCAUCCUCCACCCAGACGGGAUUCUCGCCGGACGCACAGUCACCACCACCCUCCAGAGACGACGGAGACAUGGACAAAGAGGCAAACCUGAUGGAGGUGCGCAGUGACAUCCCCACUUUGUUCACGGCUGCGCAGGAGAUACGCCCGAGCUCUACGUUAUCCCGAAUACCCAGUGGAGAAGCCGCACCCCCGCGCCUCACAAACGGCCAGGACAUGCGUGGCGGAAUGCUCAAGCCCUCCAGCGCCGCGCAGAGCCGCUCCCAUGGUGUGUCAGUGCCUUCCUCCGCCGGGCAGAUCCCCUCUAUUCAGGUCACCGCCGCCACCCCUGUGUUGCCGCCGCUCCCCCGCCUCUCCCGCCACCACUCCUCCAGGCCGGACAGCCGCCCCACCACCGCGGACUCCAGAUAAUCCACGCAACCUGAGGACGAACUCUCCCCAAGGUGUUGAUCCUCCUCCCACGCGCACUGACUUCGUGGUGAAAAUACUCACUCAAAAAAGAAAAAAUAUAAGUUUCGUUUGGUUGUUACCGAGCGAGAAUACACGGGAAUAUAUACAGGA
This is a messenger RNA of Scylla paramamosain (green mud crab), 2228 nucleotides long. RefSeq lists its product as uncharacterized. Lineage: Eukaryota; Metazoa; Arthropoda; Malacostraca; Decapoda; Portunidae. The transcript has 9 exons. The record is from RefSeq and is a predicted model, not a curated record. The coding region runs from base 123 to 2078 and encodes 651 amino acids.